ACAGUAUCCUGUAGGGCACCAAGGGUGACGUCCAACAGCUCCAAGAUUGCUCAUUUCAAACUAUCCUUCCACUCGUGGUUACAUCAUUUUUUUAGUGUUGAAUUUAUCCCGCGUAACUAUUGAGCUCAGAUAAAAAUUUGUCUUUCAAAUUAAAAUAGAAACUAAAAAAAUUAUGAAUUAAAAAUUGGUAUUCAAAGUGAGUGAUAAACUUUAUUGUUUAUUAAAAAAAAAGAAACUUCCAUUUAUUAUAAAAGGUUUUUUGAGAUUAAUUUUUGAAUUAAAUUUCAAGUAAAAAGUGUUUGGUGAGCAUAAAAGUGAUUUGCUGAUGAAUAUUGAAAUUUUCUGCAAUCAAGCAAAAAAAAAGACGAAGCAUUAACCACCACAACUGACCUUUCCUGCAUAUUGAGGUGGUGAGAAUAUUCUUUAAGAAUAAAAAGAAAGGAAGAACAAUAAGGAUGAGAAGCAGCAUCAUUUGGGUUUGAAGAAGAAGAAAAAAAAAAAGAAAAUUGUGUUUAUAUUGUGCAAGAUGAGUGGAUAAAGAUGACAUAAUAUAGUGUCCUAAUAGACAAAUCUAUAAAUUCAUACUGAGGAAGGAGGAGGCUAUCACGUAUGUAAUCCAUCCUCCCACACGUGCACCUUUACAGUGGAAAUGUGAUUCAGAAUGAAGCUGAUAAAAUUUCAGUGGCAAGAAUAUUUGCACAGACUAUUUUGUGUGGUGCAGUUAAAAGGGAAAAAGGUGUAGGAGGUGUAGUAGAACCAGGAUAUAGAAAUACACAAUAUUUAGGACGCGCGAAAGAGAGCUGUGAGAUGUGUGUGUGAGUUGUUGCAUUUAAAUUGCGAUAGUUUAUGGUGGAAGAAGGCACACUUGGUGGUGGUAUCUGUCACCUGUUCGAGAGGGAGACAAGUUUGUUCAGCAGGACGAGCCAUUGGGGAUGAGGCAGAGGUGCUAAAGGAGCCCACCCACACGCCCGGGUUGUCCUCCGCAUUCCAAAUAAUAUUUCCAUCCACACCGACCCCCCCAAAACUCUCGUUCUUCUUUUGCAACACUCCAGUUGAGGCAGCCGCCACACAGUGUGCUCUCAAAUCAACCCCAGCAUAUGUGCAUAUAUUUGAGGACGAUAGUGUAAAGCGACGUAAAAUAUGUGGCACCCAAGGGUUGUGGAUUUACAAUCCUCAAUUCUCUGUUUGCUGAUAGCUGCAGAAGUCGGAGUGGCUCUGAGGGAUGUUCAUGUCACAAUCCCAGCGGCAGUCAAGAAAGGCGAUAAUGCUAAUCUAAUAUGUAAUUACGAUAUGGAAGGUGAUAUAUUGUAUUCAGUGAAAUGGUAUAAAGGUCGCCGGGAAUUUUAUCGAUACACACCAAAGGAGAAUCCAGCAAUGAAAAUAUUUCUACAGCCUGGAAUAUCUGUGGAACGCACACUUUCAAAUGAGAGUCAGGUUGUCUUAACUGCCGUAGACACAACAUUGUCUGGAAAAUUUAGCUGUGAAGUAUCAGCAGAUGCUCCUUCCUUCCACACAAUAAUUGUUUCCGGCGACAUGGAGAUAGUAGAAUUACCAGAGAAGAGACCAUCCAUCGUGGGCGUUCAUUCGCGGUAUAGAGUGGGUGAUUUAUUGAGAGGAAAUUGCACUUCACAUUUCUCAAAACCAGCGGCAAAUUUAACAUGGACAAUAAAUGAAUUGCCGGCAAGUCCAUUGUAUACAACUGAAUAUAAAUUAAUGAAAAAUGUAAAUAGUAACUUGGAGUCGUCUGUAAUGGAAUUGCAUUUUACAAUCGCACCAAAUCAUUUUUUACGUGGAAAACUAAAACUGAAAUGCUUUGCUAGUAUUCAUGAUAUUUAUAGGGCGUACGCCGACAAACUAAUAGAACAGGAAACUCCUCGUAUUUUGGCUACGGGCACUUCUGGACAUAAUGCCAAUCUUUUCCAAAAUACGCCUUACGACCAGUCUUCCAAUUUAGAUGAAGGUACCCGAGAGAAUUAUCUCGAAACAGAUGGUUUUGUUAAACGCUAUCAAGCGGAUUUGUCAUCAGCAUCAUCGAGUUCAUUUUUCAAAGCUACCAAAGCUGAGACAUACCUCUUCAAUACCAAAUCAUACUACAUAGCUAUUCUAAUUCUUAUCAUAUGUGCAGGAGGUUGAUUAAAAUGUAUACUUUCCCUAGACAUAUAAGGCUAUAUUUUGUAAAAAAAAAAAAAAGAAAUUUUCAAACCAAACAAAAAAUGUUGCAGCUUCUUUAAGAAUAAAAUUGUGUAAAAAAAUAUUAGUAAAAAAUGAUGUAGAAAUUGUAAAAAAAAAAUGAAUUGCAAAUCAAAAAAUAACAUGUUUAGAAUAAUAUAAAAAAUUUCAUGAUGUGUAUUAGUAUUUAAAAAAAAUAGGCAUAAUGUUGCAUUGUGAAUAAUGCAAUGAAAUAAAUAAGAAUAGAUGGAUUUAGUUUUAUUUAUUGUUCUCUAUAAUGACAAAGCCGCGAGCAAAAUAGUGUAGCAUUAUUAUUUGCUAAAUUAUUCACUAAAUGAUAUUACUAAAAGAAAAAAAAAAGAAAAGGUUUUACACAUCAUACCUAAUAAAUAAAAAGAAAUGGUAUAAAUGUUUAGUCAAUAGUGAUAGAAAGAGAAUCAACGACUCCCUUCAUUUUUUUUUCAUUUCUUUUAAUGAAAAACAAACUAUUACAUUGAAGACAAUGCUGAGAGAACUAGCAGAGAAAAUAAUUUUGAGAGAGCAAAGAAGCGGAAACCAAGGUUUUUAUAUUUAUUUUAACAAAUAAAUUAUUUUUCAAAGCAAAAAAUAUAUAUUCCAAAUUAAUUUAUAAUAGAUUUUAAUUAAAUUAACACAAAAAAUGUAUUCAACACCGUUCUGGUUUAUAAAAUGAAUGAUAUACCAACAAAUUAGCGGAAAAUAUUAAUUUCUUUUUGUAAUCGAAGUUUUUCUUGUUUUCCGUGGAGAAUCUCUAAAAAAUUAUAUCAUAAAAGGGUAUAUUAAAUAGAUUAUAUUGUAAAAUGGAAUCGAAUGUAAACUAAAAAAAAAUGUGACAUCAAAUAUACAAUGAUUUUUUC
Molecule: messenger RNA, 3044 nt
Organism: Lutzomyia longipalpis
Lineage: Eukaryota; Metazoa; Arthropoda; Insecta; Diptera; Psychodidae
Exons: 8
Coding region: 1141-2133 (330 amino acids)
Source: RefSeq, a predicted model, not a curated record